GGUCCCUUGCCGUCACACGUUUCACUUUUACAAGACAAACACGUUUUCCGAGAAUUAGAGGAUAUCGAUUGUGCUUUCGACUCUAAAAAUUUUGCUUUUGGCGGUUGCACGAUAUUUUUCGUCUGGGGAAUAAAAGACAGAGUAUUCACGUUGAAGAUGUCAGAUAUCCAGUCGUUUGCAGUGAUCUACCUUUUUCUGGCAGGCUUCUGUUGCAUUUCUAUGGGCGUCGAUCAGUGUAUCCCCGCCAAGGGCUACGAAGGAUGUGCAUGCUACAGAGAAACAGUCAACAAAACGAAAGAAUAUGUGAACCUUCUGCCACUGAAGACGGAUUCGUCAAUCCCAAGGUACGUUUCUUCAUCCGACUUGUGCAAUCUGCGCAGCGUUUUUGUCUCGAAAAGGGGAUAACGUGGGAAAGCGAUCAAAAGAUUCUUGAUUAGACUAGACUGAGAUCAGUUUUGACUUCUUACGGUUUCAGCACGUCCAAGGGCUUUUAAAUUUAGUCUAAUUGCUAAGCUGGUGUGAAGGAAAUUGAAGACAUUGAAGGUAAUUUUAUUAGCUAUGGGCAAGCUAGAAUGCAGAGCUAUUUCUGCAGAGAUCAGAUGCCCUGGGUGGGUCUCGGGGUGGGCCUUAGGAUAAACUCGAGGUGGGGAUGGGGGUCCUUCCUUUAUUUGGCCGAGGACGUGCUGCUAGACAGGCCUUGGCACGCUUUUAUUAAAAUUAAGCCUUAAUACAUCCUUACCCCCUUGAACGCUCAAAAAUGUUCACACACCCACUGGAAAUAUUUUUAUUUGUGAUAAAAGUGAACAGAGUGUUGGUUCAACCUACCUCAGAGAAAUGUUCUGGGCUUUGUUCAACUCCUGGAAUUUCGUCCGUUCUACGAGGGAUCUGUAGAUAUUCAGGUUUUUCUUCUCCGUUCGUUUAUUUACAAUCUACAGAUGUCUUAAUUCAGUGGACUCCUCGGCAUAUAUGGGCCUUUGCCGUCCAAGAGGGAAGACUGUUUGACUUAACAAUCCUAUUGAGGUGGAGAAGUUUCCUUAGCUUUUCGGUGCAUGUUGCUGUAAUUUAAGUUAGUUAGCUACUUGUUAAUAUUACUAAAUAAAUUGAUCCUUACGUAAACACCGCAGUAACUUGGUGAGAUCAUCUGACGUAUCUGUGUAAUUUUUUUUAGGUUUACAGUUAUGGACAAGGAUGGGUAUUACAUAUCUUACAGCCCAUGCGGAGUUUUUAGUGAAUUUGUUGGUGAAAACAUGACUGGUUAUUCACCCUGUAUAGAGGCCACCGUAAGUACGCCUGAAAUAUUUAAACAAGUGGUAUUACAAAUCCAAUUGAAACCUUGUUCGGGUCAGAGAGGGCAAAAAAAACCCACACUCUUGUAAAGCGGCACGUCCCUGAAUAGGCAUCCCUUGUUUACAUCGGAUACAACCCCUCCUCUACUAUUAAGUCCAUUCCAAGAGAGAAUGAGCUAAGAGAGCGAAUCCCUGUGCCCCAUAAUAAUUUUUUUAAAUCUAUUUAAAGUUUGCGUGCGUGCUGCGAAGGUUAUUUUUGUCUGUUGUUUCCGUCACCCGCGUGGUCUACUUUCACGUGAACGUGACAUGUUUCGCCGCCAAACAUUUUAAGUUUGACAGCCAUUACAGUAAUUAACGCUACUAAUCGGCUCCUGUUGUUGACAUGUUUUUGAUCAGCGCGUUCCGCUCAUAAUUAAGGAAUGAAUUUCAUUUACAAAGGGAUUGCAGUAUUGGAGUCAAAAUUUCACUUUGAGAUUAAAGAUUGAGAUUUUCUAACGGCUGGUAGCCUCAUUUAAAGUAACGAAUAUUGAAUUCUGACACACUGUGAAAGCCAAAGGCAAAGUUUAUCACGCGCGAAACACGAAACUGUUAAUAAGUGGCUGGCUUCAAUUGUUUAUAUUUUUUCUCUUUUUCCAGAAAAAAUUUUCUUUCAGAAACAGUACAUUUGCUUUUAAGGAUUAUUUUUGAGAGUUUCAAACUGCAUUACUUCUUCUAAUUAAACAUCUAAUACUUGCGAUGAAUAUUUCGCUGGGCGAACACAAAUCAGGUCAGACGCUUCAAGCUGUUAAACAGUCGCUAACCUGGAUGCCAGAGACUUUUGAUGCUCCGUUUCCGGUUUCGGUCAAUUCUUUAUAGUGAGUGGUUUGCCCACAUUUGUAUAGCGCCCUCUCAAAAUUUAAAUCUUUGGCGGCCAAACAUUCAUGUUUGAAUCCACUUUGAGCUUAUUUUCUCGUUACGUGUCCACCGUCAGAGGCGGAUCCAGGAUUUUUCGUAGGAGGGGGUGCACUACUAAGGAAUGGCGUAAUUGACUGGUGACGUAAACAAAUUUUAAUAGCGAAUACGAAGAAGAAGGCUUUCGACUAGGCAAUAACAUAAUGUGAACUGCUGAGAAUACAUAUCAAAUGAUAAAGCAGAUUUUGUAUAACUGUGAAGCAGACUGCACAGUUUUAAUUAGAAAGCCGCAGGUCAUUUCAGGGGAGGGGGGGUGCGCACCCCCUGCACCCUCCCCCUAGAUCCGCCCCUGACCGUUGAAUCCAAUAAAACGCCGGUAUCACAGCUCGCGGAUGUGCGUGGAUGUCGCCGGAAGAGACAGUUGUCGUUUUAAUACAAUAGGUUGUUGGUUGUUUAUAUACUGAUGUAGCGAAGACCCCAAUGAGCAGUUUUGGUCGAGUCGGAACCGCUUUCUCUGGUGAACUCCCAGAAGCCAGGACCGUUUUGCUCUUAGAAAUCUUUUUACCCGUCGUCAAAAGUAAUGCCAAGUUUGCACCUCAUAUCGCUUGCUGUGCGUGAUCGGCAGUGAAAUAAAUUACCCGCCAAGUUUACAAUUACAUAACGCCACUCUAACCGACCAAUAGGGUGGCGUCCUUAAAAUAACCACGCAGUAUGACACAGACCCAAGAAUAGAUUGAAAAUAAUUUUCAGGAGAAGGGGGUCAUGUAUGGGGGAUUCGCUCUCUUAGAUCAUUCUCUCUUGGUCCAUUCCCAGUUUUUUCCCAGUGUUUUCUCCUCGCCCCAUGUAAGAAAUCCAAGACAGUCUUGGAUUCUGGACUCCUUGCCGUGGAGUCCGGAUUCCAGGUACUGGAUUCCAGUCUAUGUCAGUGGACCUUAAUUAGAUUCCAGAUUCCAAUCGUUAAUGGGAUUCCGGAUUCCUUGAGCUUUAUUCGGGAUUCCAAAGCCCUGGAUCCCUGAUUCCACGACUUAAAUUUCCUGGAUUCCGGAUUGCACAAGAAAAAAUUUCCCGAAUUCCGGAAUCUCUUUAUGGGGCGAUUUCACCAUCUAGCCGGGAAGUCAGGAAGCGCAUUCGAUGCUAAACGAAAACAAUUAAGGGGACGAUGGCCUUAGCUCUAACAAUGAAAACAAGCUUAAUAGUAUAAAAAACAAAAAUAGAACAUCUGGAGAAUCUGUUUGGCUAUUUGGGUGCCCCAAAGUAACAUUUGUCUCCUCAACCGCACAUUUCGUAGGUUGCAAGAUGGACAAACAUAUCCGUCCACAGAUGUGAAAGCCUGGGUGAAGAUGCAAAUGCAACAUUUGUGAGUACUGUCGAUGGAGAUGAUGGAGGAUUUAUCACAUCAAACCUCACUUUAAAAUUUAGGUAUUAAAUUGAGUUUAAAUUCUGUGGUACUUUGUUUAAAAAAUAGGUUGGUCUUUUUCCUAUUACAGUCGACUCCCGAUAAUUCGAACCUUCAAGGGAAAUAGAAAAAAGUUCGAGUUAUCGAGGGUAAAAUUAUAUAGAAAAUGAUCUGAAGGGAAAUGAAAAUUGCUUCGAGUUAGCGGGAGGUUCGAGUUACAGAGGGUUCGAGUUACCAAGAGUCGACUGUACUAGUCUCGACCACCAUAUCCAAAAUAUCGUAAUGUUGGUGAUGGUGGUGCUGUCCCACCCAAAUCCUCGGGAGUACCAGCUAGUAACCGUUAUUCCAAUGUGGACCUUCUCCACUUGCUUAUUCUCCUGCUAAUAUCAUGUGGAGUUACCAUUUCUUUCGUCUCACGUGAGGACAUGGAGGGUAAUGGAAUAGAAAUGACGAAAUGUUCCAAGUUGUUUCAUCCCUUUUGGGGGUGAAAUAAGGAAAUAUCGAAAAUUAUUGAGAAAUUCCCAUUAAAUAGAUAACCGGAGCUGCAAUAAGAGAGAAAAAUUGCAACGAAAUCGCACAAAAAUCGCCCGUGUUAACGACGAUUACAAUUUAAUCAAUUUAUUGACACACUUUAUAAUUUUUGAUUUUCAGGAGUGGAGAAAAGGAACAUCAUUCAGCCAUCAUUUCAUUAGUUUGCAACGACACUUUGCCUGAAAGCAAAAGCUACUUUCGAUACAUCAACACAUCGAAUAUGCCAACUGACACCUAUGUAUGUAUACAGAUUUGAGUACUUACUUUACCGUGACAGUUCCCACCGUAGAAUUUUUAUGAAUUUCGUGACACAGCUCCUUUAAUGUGACUGAUAUGAACAUACCCUGAUGUGAGUGAUGUGACGGCCGGAGUCACGCAAGCUCCCUGUCCGAGCUUGCACGACUUCGGCCCAAGCGGCUGUGUAGGAGACUAGUGACUGGGGAGGGGAUUGUAUCUAGAGUGGACUAGAGGGUGGACUUGGGGGCACGAAAAGUAGCCUCCCAUACUGACGCUCUUAAGGGUUCGUCACGCGUUCCUGUCCCACGUUGGGCAGAAUUGCGUGACGAGCCAAAAGAACGUCUGCGCGAGAGGCUACACCAAAAGAAGCCCCCUUUUCACCGCAAAUACAUAGAGUCAAACGUCCCUUGGUUGUCCCCAGACGUUUUUAUUUUCUUGUCCACAGUAUCUUGAAUUAACAAGCAAAUGUUGCUGUCCAGGAAAAUGUGGGUCUCCUCCAGGUAUGAAUGUAGUUUAUCAACAAAUAAAGUUAUUCACAUUCAAGGGAGUGGGGGUCAUUGCAGAUGUCACUAUGACAGCCUCCAUGUAGAACAGCUGCCAUGUUUUUCACGUUUUUCAGGCAAGCAUGAAGAGGUUGUAGAGCGCGAGACACGCGCCUUCCCCGUCGCGCGUGACUCGCUCUCCACGUGUGCUUCGCGCUCGCCUGAAAACACGCAAAAAUAGCCCCUAUUCUGUAGGCUAUUGCCAUAAGGGCUUGCCAACUUUUAAGAUAAAAAUGAAACAAACCAAAGGUACAAUGUCCCCUCUUUCCAGAAAGAUAAUAGACGUAGACUAAGGAGCCGCUACACUAACGCAAGCAUACAAGGCCUGCUUCCUUUUUAAAACUUGGGGAGACUUCUUUAGUGUGACAAAUCGAAGCCGUGUAGAAAACCACAAUUAACUAGCCCUGGGUACUACAGUUCACCACAGCUGUUACAAUUACAAUUGGUACAUUUACUGCAAUUCACCAUUUUCACACUGCCCAUAAUAAACCCCCCGUCUAAGCACCAAUCUGGGUUCCGCGCGCUUCAUUCAACAGUUGCAGCCUUAUUGGAGGCAACUGAUAGUUGGGACUAUAAUAUUGAUAUAGGUAACGUUGUCGCUGUUGUUUUUCUUGACCUUAAGAAGGCGUUUGACACAGUCGACCACCAAAUUCUAUUGUGUAAGAUUAUGCACGUCAAAUCUUGAAAUUUCAAGAUUUUGCAUGUCAAAAAUUUCAAUAUUUUGCAUGCCAAAGAUUGAAAUUUCAAGAUUGAGCAUGUCAAAUAUUGAAAUUUCAAGAUUUUGCAUAUCAAAUCUUGAAAUUUCGACAUUCUGUAUGUCAAAAAUGUCAAUAUUUUGCUCGCCAAAUAUUGGAAUUUCAGGAUUCUGCGUGCCUGAUACUGAAAUUUCAAUAUUCUGCAUGCCAAAAAUUUCAAUAUUUUGCUUGCUAAUCUUGAAAUUUCCAUAUUCUGCAGGCCAAAUAUUGAAAUUUCAAUGUUCUGCAUGCCAAAAAUUUCAAUAUUUUGCAUGCCAAAUCUUGAAAUUUCAAUAUUUCUGCAUGGCAAAUAUUGAAAUUUCAAUAUUUCUGCAUGUCAUAUCUUGAAAAUUCAAGGACUUUUCAAGAUUGUGCGAACCCUACUUGAGCUGUUUCCAGAUUCUAAAGCCGAGGACUCCUGAUUACACAAACAAAAUUUACUCGAUUCAAGAAUCUCUUUACUGUAGCCAAGCUACCUUUUCAACUCAAUUACUAAAACCAAAUCUUUGUAUCUUACACCCUUUAUUCAUCCGUAAGCUUACAGGAUUCACCAUUAAGACUCGGUCUUGACCAAUCACAUUUUGACUAUUGCAGCGGGGUAACUGUGGUAAAACUUUGCGUGAUAAAUUGCAGCGACUCCAGAACCGUGCGGCACGCAUUCUCACAAACUCCAAUUAUGAUGCAGAUGCGAGUAUACUUCUAAAUGACUUGGGCUGGCAAAACCUUCAAACUCAGCGGCAAAUUCAGACGGCUGUCAUGGUGUAUAAAUGUUUGAAUUGACUUGCAUCUCAUAACAUGUCUUCAAAAUUCAUACUACGCAGCGAUUUGUUUAAUCCUUAUAACCUUAGAGAUUGUAAAAAUAAGUAUGCUGUUCCCUUGCCACGACCAAAGUAAUAUAGAAAUAGCUUCUGCUACGGCGGGGCUGUUCAGUGGAACAAUUUGCCCACUGAUGUUAGACAAGCGAGAUCUUUGAGUUGCUUUCGUAAUCUGUUAACUUCUAGCUCGAACACAGCAUUCAUGGAAAACAGGCUUUAAUUUUAUAAUUAAUUUUAUUUAUUUAAACACUCAUCUUUUGUUAGUGCUAUUACUGUUAAUUCAAUAGUUUGUAACUUUUUUUAGGAUAUUGUAUAUUUGCCUGAUGUUUUUACCCUUUUAUAAAUAAAAGUGAUGAUGACGAUGAUGAUGAUGAUGACGAUGUCUUCAAUUUCUUUUGGGACGACUUUCAAUAGAAAAGAGAAAUUGGAAAGAACGAUCAUGCAUUUUAUUUUUUUGGCGGGGGGAGGGGGGUAAACGGGGUGCAUUAUGGGAAAUGCGAAAUGGUGAAUUACUACAGUUAUGACAAGGAACAGUUACCAAAAGUUGUCAAUAUUAUCCACAAUUAUACCUCAUUAACUUCUUUGAUAUUAUUUGUUUUUAGAGCCACCUCCAUCACAGUCAACAGGACCUUCCUCAGCCCCGCCUACAGGUUUGCCUUUCUUGGAACUUGUUUCUCGGUUACCCGUCGCUCCAAAACAAUUACGAUAUUCAUAUAUAUUUUUUAAAUUUCUCUUUCAAGGACACUCGACUGUGGUUUCUUCAAGCGUCCUAAAAACCUUUGAAAUGGGCCUGCUAACGCUUGUUGCUGGAAAUGUGUAUACGGCGAACACCUGA
Porites lobata is the source of this 7267-nucleotide messenger RNA. NCBI's taxonomy places the organism in Eukaryota, Metazoa, Cnidaria, Anthozoa, Scleractinia, Poritidae. The record is from the annotation of a GenBank genome assembly.